AUGAGAGGCUCCUCACACUCCCAGAAGUCCCUGUCGGUGAUCAACUCCAGCAGUGUGCGGGUCCAAAGUCCAUCUCCUUCCCGCUGUAAGGGAUCCUCCUACAGCCGCGGUCGUAAUGGGUACCAGGGUGGUGUGUCUGCUGUUGAGGUUGGCACAGAGAUCCACCAGCAGCAUGCAAACGAGAAGGAGGAAAUGCAUGAGGUGAAUGUUCGCUUUGCCGGUUACAUUGGGAAGGUGCAGGCCCUGGAACUGAGGAAUGCCCAGCUGCAGGCAGAGCUGGCCGCACUGCAGGGCCGCUUCAAGGGAGGCCCUAGUGGGCUCGGAGAAGAGUAUGAGAUCAAAUUCAAGGAGGUGAGGGAUCUGAUUGAGGCCCUGACUGCACAAAAGGGCGCAGCUGACAUUGAGAGGGGUUACAUCGAGGAGGAGAUAGACGUGUGGAGGCUCAAACUGGAGGAGGAGAUGGCCCUCAAAGAGGCUGCUGAGAUGAUCCUGCAAGAGUUCCGUCAGGAUGUGGAUAAUGCCACGCUGCAGAAAGCCGACCUGGAGAGGCAAGUGGAACAGCUGCUGGCUGAAAUUGAGUUUUUGAAGAAGCUGCAUGAUGAAGAGGUUGCUGACCUCAUGAAGCAGAUUGAGGAUUCCAAGGUCACUGUGGAGCUGGACUCAGACCGGCCUGACCUGGCGGCCUACCUGCGCAACAUGCGUGCUGAGAUUGAGUCCGUGGCUGCUCGCAAUGUCCAGGAGGCAGAGAAGUGGUACAAGGGCAAAUUCGACACACUGAAACAAACAGCUGGCAAAACUGAGGAAAAGAUGAAGACCAUGAAGGACGAGAUCACCACCUUCCACAGUCAGGUGACUGAACUGCAGAAUCAGAUUGAUGGCGUGAGAGCUCGCAAUUCUGCUCUGGAACAGCAGCUGGAAGACAUGGAGGCAAAUCACCAAGACAAGGUGGCAGGGCUGGAGGACAUCAUUGAUCAACUGGAGAACCAGCUCUGUGAGACCAAGAUGGAGAUGAGCAAAUACAUGCAGGACUAUCAAGAGCUGCUGCACAUCAAGCUGAAGCUCGAUGCUGAGAUCGCCACCUACAGGAAACUGCUGGAAGGCGAGGAGAAGAGACUGGGAAUCGCUACAGAAGGUAAAAGCACCCAUACUUAACUACAUCCAACAUUACUGUUUGGCAUAGAAGCAUUUUUGACUUCCAUGCUUAGGGUCUGUAUUUUAGGAUCUUACCAUUUUCCCACUCCCAUAUAAUGGACAAAUAUUUUUGACGACCUGAACUGAGUUACAGCUUCAAACCAGAACUCCUCUGGAAAAGCUAUUUUGAAUGCCCACAGAACCAAUUUACUCUUUUGGUCACCUAUAUUCAAAGUCAAUUGUGUAGAGGACAGUCUUUCCCAUUGCCACUUCUGUUGUGCUCCAGACAUGAUUAGAAUCAGAAUGGCAUGAAAUAUUAAUGUUACUGUGCUUAUUGCCUCCACAGGCGAGAGCCACCCAGCCAUCCAGGAAU
Clupea harengus (Atlantic herring) is the source of this 1504-nucleotide messenger RNA. Its product is annotated as vimentin-like. Gene Ontology annotation, molecular function: structural constituent of cytoskeleton. The transcript is spliced from 2 exons. Gene Ontology annotation, cellular component: cytoplasm; intermediate filament. Bases 1 to 1152 code for a protein of 383 amino acids. The record is from RefSeq and is a predicted model, not a curated record. Gene Ontology annotation, biological process: intermediate filament organization. Lineage: Eukaryota; Metazoa; Chordata; Actinopteri; Clupeiformes; Clupeidae.